CGGCGAGUUGGCCAAUCGUGGCGGCGGCUGCGGGGAGCCACGUGACGCGGAAGCGGAAGUAGGAGACGUGGAGAUGGAGCCCGACGGGGCGACACGGCACCCCCCCAAACGCCGGUUACCGGCCACGGCGCCUCGUAUGGCGGAUCCACACCCUCUCUUCGAUGAUACCAGCGCGGCGGGGGGCGGCGGGGCCCAACCGGGCCGGGGUUACGGGGCUCCCCCGGCCGCCGCCGCCGCCUCCUCCCCGUACCCACCGGCCGCGGCCUUCCUGGGCGAGCCGGUGUCCAGCCUGGCCAUGGCCUACGGGAGCAGCUUGGCCAGCCAGGGCCGCGACAUCAUGGACCGUAACCUCGACCGGUUCAUCCCCGUGGGGCGGCUGAAGUAUUAUUUCGCCGUGGACACCGCGUACGUGGGGAGGAAACUGGGGCUUCUCAUCUUUCCCUUCGCGCAUCAGGACUGGCAGGUGCGGUACCAGCAGGACACCCCCGUCGCCCCCCGCUUCGACGUCAACGCCCCCGAUCUCUACAUCCCAACGAUGGCCUUCAUCACCUACAUCCUCGUCGCCGGCUUGGCGCUGGGCACCCAAAACAGGUUCUCCCCCGACAGCCUGGGCUUGCAGGCGAGCUCGGCGCUGGCCUGGCUCAUCGUGGAGGUUCUGGCCAUCCUCCUCAGCCUCUACCUCCUCGCCGUCAACACCGACCUCACCACCAUCGACCUCAUCGCCUUCGGCGGCUACAAAUAUGUGGGGAUGAAUCUGGGCCUCAUCGCCGGGCUCGUUUUCGGCCGCAGCGGUUACUACGUGGUGCUGAGCUGGUGCUGCCUCAGCAUUUUCGUGUUUAUGAUCAAGACGCUGCGGCUGAAGCUGCUCUCGGAGGCGGCGGCCGAGGGGGUGCUGGUGCGAGGGUCCAAAAACCGGCUGCGGAUGUACCUGACCGUGGCCAUCGCCGCCGCCCAGCCCCUCCUCAUGUACUGGCUCACCUACCACCUGCUCAGGUGAGGGGGGGGCCCCCAAACCCCCCCCGCUCCCCCAAACCCCCCCCCAAACCCCCCCAAACCCCCCCCGCCUUUACCCCCCUCCCCAACCCUCCCUUUGCCCGCAGCUGCUUCAAUAAACGCUGCCCGGGG
Molecule: messenger RNA, 1125 nt
Organism: Phalacrocorax carbo (great cormorant)
Lineage: Eukaryota; Metazoa; Chordata; Aves; Suliformes; Phalacrocoracidae
Source: RefSeq, a predicted model, not a curated record